This is a messenger RNA of Ipomoea triloba (trilobed morning glory), 2684 nucleotides long. RefSeq names its product DNA repair protein RadA-like. Bases 156 to 2114 code for a protein of 652 amino acids. The transcript is spliced from 15 exons. Gene Ontology annotation, molecular function: damaged DNA binding; ATP binding; ATP-dependent DNA damage sensor activity. NCBI's taxonomy places the organism in Eukaryota, Viridiplantae, Streptophyta, Magnoliopsida, Solanales, Convolvulaceae. Gene Ontology annotation, biological process: recombinational repair. The record is from RefSeq and is a predicted model, not a curated record.
UACCAUGGCCAAGACAGUAAACUCUAGUUCCAUUCGUACAUUUUGAUAUGUCGUUCCUCCGGCCGUUUUGGGUCCGUUACUGAAUUAAUAUAUUUACCAUGGAGGAAAAUGGCAUUCGAACGUAGCUCAGAGUUCUUCAGGGUUCCGUUUGAUAAAUGAUCACUCAAUUCAAAAGGUUCCCGGGUCUUUCUCGAGCUACAAAACCCCUCCUAAGCCCCACCGUCCAUUUCUCUCGCUCUCUGCUACAAUUCGCAGACAUGAGAGCAUUCAGAGCGCUCCACUUCCACAAACACCUAUUCAAUCCCUCUUCAAACAGGCGCUUGUUAAACCCUCCAAUAACUUCAUGUAAAUAUUCCCCAAACCCUAGAUUUUCCCGCCAUUUCGGGUCUACUCCUCGCCGCAUGUCCCCUGAGGAAUCGACCGCCGUUAGCCACGAUGUGAGCGGAUGGGGUGGAGGCCCCAAAGAACAGUCCAGCAUCGAGACUUUCUACGAGCCCACCACCGGCCGGGUCGUGACACGAAGAGGACAGUCCAAUGACGAGGCAUCUCCAAGAGAAGCCGGUUCGAGUACGGGAAACGGGGGCUCUUCCAAUUCUACGAGCUCUCGUUAUGAGUAUGGUUCUGAGAGUAGGGUGUAUGGGGAGGUUGUUGGGAGUAGAGGUGGGAAAAGGAAGGGGAAAGGGAAGAGUAAAGCAGUAUGGGUGUGCUCCGACUGUGGAUAUACAGAUGGGCAGUGGUGGGGGGUUUGUAAGGAAUGUAAUGCUGUCAAUACCUUGAAGCGGUUCUCCCAAGGGGAUGAUCUUCCCACUGGCGGGCUUGGGAUAUCUGAAAAUGUAAUAAGGUCAUGGUUACCUCAACGCUCUGACAAUUCUAUGCCGAUGAAAUUGUCAGAUGUGAACAAGGGGAUUAAUAAGAUUAAUUGGAGAAUUCCAUUAUCUGGACUUUUUGGAGCUGAAGUUGAAAGAGUGCUUGGUGGUGGUCUGGUUCCAGGUUCCUUAGUUUUAGUAGGUGGAGAUCCUGGUGUUGGCAAGAGCACAUUAUUGUUGCAGAUUGCAGCUAUACUCGGUGAAGGACAUGGUACAACUGAAUCUGCACCGGUUGUUUAUGUCUCUGGUGAAGAGAGCAUUGAGCAAAUUGGAAAUAGAGCUGACCGUAUGAGAAUUGGGACCGAACAACUCUUCUUAUACACAAGUACAGAUGUUGAGGAUAUUCUGGAAAAGGUUCAGCGUUUUUCACCACGUGCUUUAAUAAUUGAUUCCAUUCAGACAGUUUAUCUCAGAGGAGUAACUGGAAGUGCAGGAGGCCUAACACAGGUCAAGGAGUGCACUGAAGCAUUUCUUCGUUUUGCCAAGAAGACUAAUAUUCCUGUUCUUUUGGCUGGGCAUGUCACUAAAUCUGGUGAAAUAGCUGGACCUCGUGUGUUGGAGCACAUAGUUGAUGCUGUCUUAUAUAUGGAGGGGGAGAAGUAUUCUUCUCAUCGAUUACUAAGGUCUGUGAAGAACCGUUUUGGAUCCACAGAUGAGCUUGGUGUAUUUCAAAUGUCAGAGUCAGGUUUACAAGCUGUUGCAAGCCCUAGUGAAAUGUUUCUAAGUGAACAGCAUUCAGAUUCUGAUGUUUUAGCAGGGCUUGCUGUUACUGUAGUUUUGGAUGGAUCACGUGCCUUUGUCAUUGAAAUUCAGGCAUUGUCUGUUGCUGGCUUAUCUAUGUCAAGAGCAGUACAGGGUGUUCAACCAGGCAGAGCUGACUUGAUUGUUGCAGUUCUCACGAAGCAAGCUGGUCUCAAGCUACAGGAGAAUGGCAUUUUUCUGAAUGUCAUCAGUGGAUUUAAACUGACAGAGACUGCUGGGGAUCUCGCUAUAGCAGCAGCAAUUUGCAGCAGUUUCUUGGAAUGUCCAGUACCAGUUGGGUUCGUGUUCAUCGGAGAAAUUGGUCUAGGCGGUGAACUGCGUACGGUGCCAUUAAUGGACAAAAGGGUAAAUACAGUGGCAAAACUGGGAUACAAAAAAUGUGUGGUUCCCAAAUCAGCGGCGAAGUCGUUGGUAAAGCUAGAGCUUGGGGACAUUGAGAUUGUGGGUUGCAGUAAUCUGAAGGAGAUGAUCAAUGUUGUGUUUUGAAACCACCUCUAAACCUCCUCCCAUAUGUACACAAUAGCCGUAGUUGAUGAUCAAUGUUGUGUUUCUCUUUCAUCUGCUCUGCUCAUAUUCUGGAGAAAUCUGCAAUCUCCCCCAUUUUGCUUCAACUCAGCAAACCCAGAUUGUCACAUGGUCUCCUCCUCCUACAGGUUUUGUUAAACUCAAUGUUGAUGCUGCCUUUGAUUAUUCAAAUAAUGUGAUGGGGCCGGGUUGGGUUGUGUGCUUAGAAACGAAACAGGUGAAUUUCUUGCACGCCGUGGAAGUUCACAGUGAGAGAGGCAGAAGCUCUAAGUAUAAGAGAAGCCCUUUCAUGGAUUAAGGGUCUGGGCUGGCAUUGCAUUCAAGUGGAGUCUGAUGCUAAAUUGGUUAUUUAGGAUCUUGGAUCUAAAACAGUUUAUGCUCCGGCUGGUGUAAUUUAUGACGACAUUCAUGCUUUGACGACAAAUUUUGAUAGAAUUUUCUUCUCUUUUGUUAAAAGAAAAGAUCAACUAAUUUAGUAACUCAUGUUUUAGCUAAAGUUGCUUGUUCUAUGGCAAGGCUUAUUUACAUUAA